AUGUCUGCAAAACUUAUGGACGCGACUCCCGAUCUCAAGAGAUUGGCACCAGUCGAGAAUCUCGCGAUCGAUGUCAUCUCUUACGCGCACGGAUCCGUCACGCCGACGUUGACCAAUUUGUAUACCAAAGGCAAAGACUCAUUUUUAAAGGGAUCUAUCAACACCAUCGAAGGGUUGAUUACGUCGUACGGCACGCCGGUCGUCUCGACCGUGCAAAAGACGUACCCGAAAGUCGUUACGAACGUCGACAAGAAAGUCGACGGCGUCUUGACGGCUGUUCAAUCCGUUUGGGAGAACAGAGUCAAGGCUUCGUACCCGGCGAAAGCGGUCACCUCUGUUUCCACGGCGAUUCAAACGCAACGCGAACAGUUUCCGGAAAACAUCGCGUAUUUGAAGUCGUUGACGACGAAGGAGAAGAGAGAAAACUACUUGAAGUUUAUCGAACUCAAAAUCCAAGAAUUGCAAAGCGCGACGAAGGAAGUGCCGCAAUUAGCGUACGACGCCAUCAAAACCGCCAUCCAAAACGCCCGCGAAAAACUCGAUUCGUUCGAACUUUUGAAAAAAGUCGAUGAAUUGUGGCAAGCUACCUUGAACUUGAAGCAAGUCAAAACGGUGGUCAAAGCGAAGGAAGAUCUGUCCCAAAAAGUGCACGAGAAAGCAACGGAGGUUUCGAACAACGCUUACGUCAAGAAGGCGACCAAAUCGGUGAACGAAGUCGUGCAAACCGUGCAGUCUAAAGUCAAGGGAACGCCGACGCCGAAGGAAAGCCGCGUGGAAGAGAUGGAUUAA
Molecule: messenger RNA, 789 nt
Organism: Bathycoccus prasinos
Lineage: Eukaryota; Viridiplantae; Chlorophyta; Mamiellophyceae; Mamiellales; Bathycoccaceae
Exons: 2
Coding region: 1-789 (262 amino acids)
Source: RefSeq, a predicted model, not a curated record